AGGUGGCCCAUCUGGGUUGUCGCUCCCUGGGCUCAACGGGGAGAGGGCGCCCGGCCGGGGACUCUUUUUCGUGGCGGAGGCCGCAGCUGGCCUUGGACGCUUUACGACGGGGGAGGGGCUGUACGUCCAAGAUGGCGGCGCCCUGUAGGCUGGAGGGACUGUGAGGUAAACAGCUGAGGGGGAGGAGACGGCGGGGACCAUGAAAGAUACCAGAUUAAGAACAUUGGAAACUGAAGUCCCAGUUACCCCCAGAACAGAAGUUCACUGAAUAUGGACUUGAACCCAGUCAGCUGGUCGGAUGUUCAGAACAUUGAUGCCCAGUUGGAAUAUCAACAAUAUAAAAUUCUGGUAGUGGCCCUGAUGAAGAGCUAUAUGAGCCUUUAAUGCGAGUCCUGGAGCCAGCACCACAGAGGGGUGUGAGAGAAUGGCCCAGCCAGCGAAUGUGGGGGAGCUGCUUUCCAUGCUGGAUUCUCCCACACUGGGUGUGCGGAACGACGUGACGGCUGUCUUUAAAGAGAACCUCAACUCCGACCGUGGUCCUAUGCUUGUAAACACCUUGGUGGAUUAUUACCUGGAGACCAACUCUCAGCCAGUGUUGCACAUCCUGACCACCUUGCAGGAGCCACACGAUAAGCACCUUUUGGACAAAAUCAAUGAGUACGUGGGCAAAGCCGCUACGCGGUUAUCCAUCCUCUUGCUGCUGGGGCACGUCGUGAGACUGCAGCCGUCCUGGAAGCAUAAGCUCUCCCAAGCACCUCUUUUGCCUUCUUUACUAAAAUGUCUCAAGAUGGACACCGACGUCGUCAUCCUCACAACGGGUGUCUUGGUGUUGAUCACCAUGCUACCCAUGAUCCCGCAGUCUGGGAAGCAGCAUCUUCUUGAUUUCUUUGAUAUCUUUGGCCGACUUUCAUCAUGGUGUCUGAAGAAACCAGGCCACGUGACAGAAGUCUACCUUGUCCAUCUCCAUGCCAGUGUUUAUGCCCUCUUCCAUCGCCUGUAUGGAAUGUACCCCUGCAACUUUGUCUCAUUUCUGCGUUCUCACUACAGUAUGAAGGAAAACUUGGAGACGUUUGAAGAAGUGGUCAAGCCUAUGAUGGAACAUGUGCGAAUUCACCCAGAAUUAGUGACUGGAUCCAAGGACCACGAACUGGACCCUCGAAGGUGGAAGAAAUUAGAAACUCACGAUGUUGUCAUAGAAUGUGCCAAAAUCUCUCUGGACCCUGCAGAAGCCUCCUACGAAGACGGCUAUUCUGUGUCUCGCCAGCUCUCCACCCGCUUCCCUCACCGUCCCCCAGACGUCCCCACCAGCCCUUAUGUAGACACACAGAACAGCUAUGGCAACGCUACUUCCACCCCUUACUCCGCCUCCCGGCCGACGCUCUUCAGUACGCCAGGGCAUCUAGCUCACUCUCUGGAUUUCCAGUUGACUCGGCCAUUACCUGAGCCGCCACAAGCUACUCUUUGGAGCCCAUCUGUGGUUUGUGGUAUGACCACUCCUCCAACGUCUCCUGGAAAUGUCCCACCUGAUUUGUCACAUCCGUAUAGUAAAGUCUUCGGCACAACUGGUGGAAAAGGAACUCCCCUGGGAACCCCUGCAACCUCUCCUCCUCCAGCCUCCAUCUGCCAUCCAGAUGACUACAUGCACAUCUCCCUCCCCCAGGUCGCGGCCACACCUCCUCGGAAGGAAGAGAAAGCAGAAUCUACACGGCCGUGUCUCCACAGACAGCCCCAUCUUCCGAAUGACAGAGGACUAGAAGAGCUGCCCAGCACCAAAGGCCCUGUCACUCUGAGUGACCUGCCAGGGUUUCUAGGUGAUCUGGCCUUAGAGGAAGACAGUGUUGAAAAAGAUAAGGAAGAAGCUGCAAUAUCUAAAGAGCUUUCAGAGAUCACCGCCCCAGAGGCUGAGCCUGGGGUCCCUCGAGGAGGCUUUGACUCUCCCUUCUACCGAGACGGUCUCCCGGGUUCUCAACGGAAGACACACUCAGCUGCCUCUGGGACACACGGCUCCAGCGCAAACCCCGAGCCUUUGCACUCCUCCCUGGAGAAGUUUGGGCCCGACACACCAAAGCAAGCCUUUACUCCUAUAGAUCUACCCUGUGGCAGAGCCGACACCAGCCUUGCUGGGGACAGGGACCGCCAGACUUCCCUGGAGACCAACAUCCUCACUCCCAGCCCUUGCAAAAUGCCGCUUCGGAGGGAGAUGGACUUUGGAGGUGGGCAGCCUCCCCCAUAUGACCAUCUCUUUGAGACGGCCUUGCCAAAGACUGCCUGCCACUUUGUCAGCAAGAAGUCUGAGGAGCUGUUAAAGAGAGUGCGGGGAAGCCCUGAGGAAGACUCCACGCCCUCUGCUUCCCCCAUGGAAGUGCUGGAUAGGCUGCUACAGCAGGGAGCAGAUGCGCACAGCAAGGAGCUCAGCAAGUUGUCCUUACCCAGCAAGUCUGUCGACUGGACCCACUUUGGAGGCUCUCCUCCCUCGGAUGAGACCCGCACCCUCCGAGACCAGCUGCUCUUACUGCACAACCAGUUACUCUACGAGCGUUUUAAGAGGCAGCAGCAUGCGCUCCGAAACAGGCGGCUUCUACGCAAAGUGAUCAGGGCUGCGGCUCUGGAGGAACAUAAUGCCGCUAUGAAAGAUCAGCUGAAGUUACAAGAAAAAGACAUCCAAAUGUGGAAGGUGAGUCUACAGAAAGAGCAAGCCAGGUACAGUCAGCUGCAGGAGCAGCGUGACACCGUGGUGGCCCAUCUCCACAGCCAGAUCAGACAGCUGCAGCAUGACCGGGAAGAAUUCUACAACCAGAGCCAGGAAUUACAGACAAAGCUAGAAGACUGCAGGAACAUGAUCGCGGAGCUUCGGGUGGAGCUGAAGAAGGCCAACAACAAGGUGUGCCACACGGAGCUACUGCUGAGCCAGGUCUCUCAGAAGCUCUCCAACAGUGAGUCAGUCCAGCAGCAGAUGGAGUUCUUGAACAGGCAGCUGUUGGUGCUUGGGGAGGUCAAUGAGCUGUAUUUGGAACAACUGCAGAACAAGCACUCAGACACCACCAAGGAAGUGGAAAUGAUGAAAGCUGCUUAUCGGAAAGAACUAGAAAAAAACAGAAGCCACGUUCUCCAGCAGAAUCAGAGGCUUGAUACCUCUCAGAAACGAAUUUUGGAACUGGAAUCUCAUCUGGCCAAGAAAGACCACCUUCUUCUAGAACAGAAGAAAUACUUAGAGGAUGUCAAGGCCCAGGCAAGAGGGCAGCUGCAGGCCGCAGAGAGCAGGUAUGAGGCUCAGAAAAGGGUCACCCAAGUGUUUGAGUUGGAGAUCCUAGACCUGUACAGCAGGCUGGAGAAGGACGGUCUCCUGCGAAAGCUCCAAGAGGAAAAGGCAGAAGCUGCAGAAGCCGCGGAAGAAAGGCUUGACUGUUGCAAUGAUGGCUGCUCAGAUUCCGGGGAAGCGCACAGUGAAGAGGGAUCUGGGCACAGUGGUGAGACCAAAACCCCCAGGCCUGGCGGCGUGCGGGGGAGUGAUGGAGGUCGAGGAGCUGGAGGCAGUGGCAGCAGCGGCGGCGGCAGCAGCAGCGAGCUUUCCACCCCAGAGAAACCCGCAAGCCAGAGAGCAGGCCCCUUCAGUCGGAGGGAAGCCACCAUGGCUGAACCCACACCUGGCAUUCCGACCGUGGGCUCACUGCCCAGUUCAAAGAGCUUUCUGGGCAUGAAGGCCCGAGAGCUGUUUCGCAACAAGAGUGAGAGCCAGUGUGACGAGGACAGCACGACCCUCUGCGGCCUCUCGGAGAGCCUAAAGACAGAGCCCGGCAAGGACUCGGGUGUGGAGGCCAAAGCGUCCCUGAGCCUGGACGGCCCGCACCCUUCUCCCGCCGGUCUGGACAGCGUCGGACAGCUUCGUAUCAUGGACUACAAUGAGGCUCAUCACGAACACAGCUAAGGGGGAGGCUCAGGCAGUGUUAACCUGCAUCUUGUUGGUGAAGAACAGGAGGUGUGAGUGCAUGUUCGAGGUGUUCCUGUCUCCAGGGUUUGAGUGGUGGUUCACGUGUGGAAGUGGGAGAGAGGUCCUUUUGACAUCUGACCGAAUGCGCAACGGUUUCCAGAUCUGGCAUUGAAACGCCUCUUCACCUUCCCUUCACCCCGCCCCGAGCCUUCAUUUACCCAUCAGUGUGUACUAACUGAGGGCCAGCUGGUGUUCCUCGGUAGCUUUAUUUUCUUCCUUCUCCCCCGAUGGUUGCGUCCUUUGAACCUGUGCAAUAUGAGGCCAAAUUCCACCUUUGAGUCUGACACCACUCUGCUUUCCUGAUGCUCAGGCCACUGGGUGGUUCUCGGUUAGACCAGGCAGUUGGUGGCUUGCAGGUAAGUCCGGUUUGUCCCUUCUGUGAGGGUAUAGCCUGCAGAGCGGGUUAUCCUCACGUGAAAGCAUCUGUCAGAGACUUCUCCCUGUUUUUUGGUCCUGAAGUUCAGCAUCUACAGAAGCAGACCUAGAAAAACAAUGGUUCAUUCAUCCUUCCGUUCUUUUGGUGGUUCUGAUACACUUGUGAGGAAGUUGUGUGUGAACGAGCACCUGUUGUUUCCCAAGUGUAGCUGGCACUGUUUAGGCCACACGUCCUUGUCCUUGGGAAAGCUCUUGUCCCUCCUUCCCCCACUACCUCUUAUUUAUUUGGUGUUUGCUUGAACGCUGGUACCAGGCUGAGCCCAGGCCGGUGCAGGGGCAGCACCCUGUGCCCCCAGGUGGAAGGAGUUCACUUGGAGAAGUUCCAGGAGCUCCCUGCAGGGAGCCGCACCCUGCGGCUGCUGUCAUCCAGCUGAGCCUUUGGUUUGGCCCUUUGGUCUGGUUGCCUUCCCUUGCGUUCCUUGUGCCUCAUUUGUGUCACCUGCUUCGUGACGCUGCAGCAGAGGCCAUGAAGGCCCAGUUUCUUCAGAGUGUAUGUGGCCGUUUUCAUGCUGGGGCUGCCUUACUACCGCUUGUCAGUUCUGAGUCACAGAAGGGUAGCAGCUUCUCACACCGCUCCUGUCAGGGAUGGCUUGAGGUUACUGCCCUUUCCCACACUGGGGACAGCAGAGCAACCAAAAGCAGAGUCUGGGAGGGCAUUGCAGAGGCCAGCUGCCAGUACCCACUGCACUGCCCCAUGUGGUCAUUAGAGGUGACACAGGGCAUCAGACACUGGUGUCAGUCAGGGAUCCAAGCCCCACAAAUGCUCCUGAAUAAACGCUAGAAGCCUAAGAGCUGAUGGCUGGUGUUCCAGCCCAGCCAGAGAGAAGCUUGGCAGAAAAGAGCCCUGUUUCUAUUCUGUCAGAGAAAAGGGUUCAACCGUGAAGAACCCAAAGGUACGAAGUCCUGUCUGUGGAAGCUUCCAGCACACGCCGGGCAAGUCGUAGCUGUGGCAGGAAGUAUCCCAGUGGAGCUGGCUAACGGAAGCAGGCCAUUGGCGGCUCUGUGUUACCAUGUUGCCGUAGUGAUAGUGGUGAAGAUCUGCUGGGGACCCACCCAGCCCGGGAAAGGGCGCGCCCAGGGCUGCUGUGAGGAGUGCCAGCGAGGCCAUACUUCUAAUCCAGCUUUGUCCAAGGAACGCUUACAGUCCAGUACAUCCUAGCUUCCUGGUUCCAUAUUAGAAAAGGACAACAUGAACAAAUUCAGAACAGGAAGGAAAUGUUGCAGGUUAGCUACUGAAAUCAGUUUGAAAUGCUUUCCCCUUUCCAAGCCUCAGAGAUCUGUGCCACAGAACAAAGAUGCUAGGCACUUCCGUGAAAGCCUUUUCCUUCAUUAGCGAA
This is a messenger RNA of Octodon degus (degu), 5760 nucleotides long. It is a transcript of the gene Tsc1, whose product is annotated as TSC complex subunit 1. Gene Ontology annotation, biological process: regulation of cell cycle; negative regulation of TOR signaling; negative regulation of cell population proliferation. Bases 425 to 3925 code for a protein of 1166 amino acids. Gene Ontology annotation, cellular component: TSC1-TSC2 complex. The transcript has 24 exons. Lineage: Eukaryota; Metazoa; Chordata; Mammalia; Rodentia; Octodontidae. The record is from RefSeq and is a predicted model, not a curated record.